Penicillium angulare is the source of this 1428-nucleotide messenger RNA. RefSeq names its product MFS transporter. NCBI's taxonomy places the organism in Eukaryota, Fungi, Ascomycota, Eurotiomycetes, Eurotiales, Aspergillaceae. Gene Ontology annotation, molecular function: transmembrane transporter activity. Bases 1 to 1428 code for a protein of 475 amino acids. Gene Ontology annotation, biological process: transmembrane transport. The transcript is spliced from 7 exons. The record is from RefSeq and is a predicted model, not a curated record.
AUGUCGCUUGCUAAGGUCGCUGGACAUGCAGAGUCGGCCGUCCUCGCCGAAGCCGGCCAGUCCAAACCAGUUCGACUUAGUCCUACUGGCAAUCCACUCAUCCCAGCAGUAACCAAUGAUCCAUUGGAUCCGUUGAACUGGAGCUUCAUUAAGAAAUACACAUGCAUCGUGAUAGCUUGCUUUGCAUACUGUCUAAUGACAUAUUUCACCACGGCCCCUGUACCAGCAUUCACUCAGUUCGAGGUACAAUUUCAAACAACAUACAAUAAAACCAACUGGACGUUCGCGAUACCAUGUCUCGGUUUAGCCAUCGGUCCACUUCUUACGUCGUCCCUAGCGGAAACCUAUGGGCGACGGAUUGUGUUGAUAGUGAGCACGGCUGUGGCCGUUCUUGCGAGCGGAUGCGCUUCGUUAAACGAUAUUUCGUUGUCGGGGUAUAUGGCCGCUCGAUUUUUCCAGGGACUUGGUGCUGGGCCAUCGGCUAAUAUUGGAUUGACUAUUAUCAAUGAUCUUUCGUUUGAACAUGAGAGGGGGUUCCGUGUGGGAUUGUGGGCUAUGGCUGCUAAUGUUGGGACAGUUCUUGGGGCUGUAGAGACGCACUACCCACGAGAAAUUAUGUUGGGGUACGAAUCCCAGAUAGAAAGGUCCGAAUCAUCUGAUGGAGGUUAUUCACCCGGUAUUAAAAGGACAAAACAGCUUGGGCUCAUGCGCUUUCAAGCUAUUCCUGGCGUGCGACACCCAAAAAGCUGGGACGCAAUACUCGAGUUUUGCAAACUAUGGACCUACCCAAAUAUCUCCAUCAGUGUAUGCGUCUACGUGUUCUUCCAGUACUGGUGGAUCUGCUCCAUUAUGACAAUGGAGCCCUUGGCUUACUCGAGCCACCGCGUUGAAAUACAAGGACUUCUCUUCAUAGGGCUCAUUGUUGGUAUUGUAUUUGCAGAAGUAUUCUGUUCGGGUCGACUUAGCGACUGGAUAGUCGCUCGUUUGGCUCGUAAGAAUGACGAGCGGCGCGUUCCCGAAAUGCGACUAUGGCUUGGAUACCCUGCAGCGCUGGUGGCUUCGAUUGGACUUAUUAUAUGGAGUAUAUCUGUAGAGCGCAACUGGCACUGGAUGACUGGUCAAGUAGCUUUCUUUCUUUAUGCUGCGGGCACACAGGUUGGAAAUACCGUGCUAUCAACUUAUAUCGUGGACAAUUACCCCGAAUACGCGAUGGAAAUUAUUAUGUUCUAUUCGGUAGUCAUUAAUAUGUCCGCUUUUAUUAACCCGUGGUUCAUCGAUCUAUGGGUGGAACAAUCGGGUUGGGCUUGGACCUUUUCAGCACAGGGGAUCAUCUGUACCUUGGGAUUGAUUCCGGGUUAUGCCUUGCUUCACAAAUACGGCCCUCGUAUGCGCAAACCUUUGAAGCUUGUAAUGCUGGCCAAUCAAUAA